Adineta ricciae is the source of this 282-nucleotide messenger RNA. NCBI's taxonomy places the organism in Eukaryota, Metazoa, Rotifera, Eurotatoria, Adinetida, Adinetidae. The record is from the annotation of a GenBank genome assembly.
AUGGCAACUACUUUGGAUUCUUAUUUCGCUGUUCUUGCUGAGGAUAGUGGUGGAAAUGACUCUGCUGAUGGGAGAUUGACGAAAUAUUAUAGUGCAUCUUUGACUGGAUAUCAAUCGGGCAUGCUUUUUUUACGAAGAUCAGAGAAUAUGCAUUUUAGGUUGUAUCUCUCGUUUUCACUAUUACUUUCCUCAGUCGGAGAAGAUCCAGUCAAAAAAACGAUGAAUCAGAAAGGUUAUUCCACAAAUCAUUAUCGUAUACAAAAUCGACCAUCAAAGAAUUAA